AUGUUUAAAAUAUUUAAUGAUGUUCCAGUGCCAUAUGGAUUAUAUUUCCAAGAUUCGGCAACUCCUACUUUCGAUGGUAUAAUCGAAUUACAUGAUAUUGUUAUGUUCUAUAUAGUAGUAACAAUUGUAUUAGUAUCAUACUUAUUAUUUGUUAUAAUUAAAAAUUUCAGUAAUGAUCAUAUUAGUUAUAAAUAUUUAACACACGGUACAACUUUAGAAAUAGUUUGAACUAUAUUCCCAGUUGUUAUCUUAUUAUUUAUAGCAUUCCCUUCAUUUAUCUUAUUAUACUUAUGUGAUGAAGUUAUUGACCCAGCUAUGACUAUUAAAGCUAUAGCUUCUCAAUGAUAUUGAACAUAUGAAUAUAGUGAUUUCAUUGGUGAAACUGGUGAAAUAGUACAAUUCGAUUCGUAUAUCGUACCUACAGAUAUGUUAGAGAAUGGUCAAUUAAGAAUGUUAGAUGUAGAUGCUAGAAUAGUAGUACCUACAAAUACACAUUUAAGAUUUAUCGUGACAUCUAGAGAUGUUAUACACGAUUUUGCAUUACCUAGUUUAGGUAUUAAAUGUGAUGCAACUCCUGGUAGAUUAAAUCAAGUAUCAGCUUUAUUACAAAGAGAGUCAGUAUACUAUGGACAAUGUUCAGAAUUAUGUGGUGUAUUACAUAGUAGUAUGCCUAUUGCAUUAGAAGCUGUAUCUAUAGAUAAAUUCUUAUCAUGAUUAGACGAGCAAUAA
Yarrowia lipolytica CLIB122 is the source of this 729-nucleotide messenger RNA. The record is from the annotation of a RefSeq genome assembly. NCBI's taxonomy places the organism in Eukaryota, Fungi, Ascomycota, Dipodascomycetes, Dipodascales.